CUGAUGCUAGCCACUGUUAGCUGUUGUUAGCAGCUGUUAGCUGUUGUUAGCACUGUAUCAUUAAAGAGUCCUCUUCUCUGUGCUGCGUUAAACAGGUUUAAUCAGAUUGAAACGGCUGAACCGCUCCUCUGGUUCGUGGAAGCUGAGCUCAGCGCGGCGAACCGCUGACCAGCGCAGGCUAUUGGAUGUGAUUGUUUGGUAGCCCCGGGUUAGCUUCAUAGCUAACUGAGCCAGCGCCACAAGCCAAGAGGAGAAAUGAACCAUAAGAGUAAGAAGAGGAUCAAAGAGGCGAAGCGGAGCGCCAGACCCGAGCUGAAGGACUCGUCGGACUGGAUCAAACACGGGUACCACGAGACGUUCGACCUGUCGCACCGAACCGUCAAGGACAACGUGGAGCGUGUGGACACCCUCCAUCUCAGUCCUGAAGAGUUCAUCCGGCGCUUCGAGCGACCCUACAAGCCCGUGGUCCUUCAGAACAGCCAGGAGAGCUGGCCCGCCCGAGAAAAAUGGACUCUGGAGCGACUCAAGCGCAAGUACCGCAACCAGAAGUUCAAGUGCGGGGAGGACAACGACGGCUACUCGGUGAAGAUGAAGAUGAAGUACUACAUGGAGUACCUGGAGAACACCAGGGAUGACAGCCCGCUCUACAUCUUCGACAGCAGCUACGGGGAACACGCCAAACGCCGGAAGCUGCUGGACGACUACCAGGUCCCCGUCUUCUUCAGGGACGACCUCUUCCAGUUUGCAGGAGAGAAACGCAGACCGCCGUACAAAUGGUUUGUGAUGGGUCCGGCUCGCUCGGGCACAGGAAUCCACAUCGACCCCCUGGGCACCAGCGCAUGGAACGCCCUGGUUCAGGGUCACAAGAGGUGGUGUCUGUUCCCCACCAACACGCCCCGAGAGCUGAUCAAAGUGAGCCGAGAGGACGGAGGCAACCAGCAGGACGAGGCCAUCACCUGGUUCAAUGUGGUGUACCCACGCACGCAGCAGCCCAGCUGGCCGCCGGAGUUCACGCCGCUGGAGAUCCUCCAAAAACCCGGGGAGACGGUUUUUGUGCCUGGUGGAUGGUGGCACGUUGUUCUCAACAUGGACACAACCAUCGCCGUCACGCAGAACUUUGCCAGCUCAACCAACUUCCCCAUCGUGUGGCACAAAACUGUGCGGGGACGACCCAAGCUGUCCAGGAAGUGGUAUCGUGUUCUGAAGCAGGAGCGGCCCGACAUGGCGGUGUUGGCAGACAAAGUGGACCUGCAGGAGGCGACAGGCAUUGCCUCAGACAGCUCCAGUGACUCUUCAUCAUCGUCCUCCUCCAGCUCGUCCGACUCUAAUGCAGAGUCCGGCUCUGAGGGCGACACCAUGUCCCACCGCAGGAAGAAGAGACGCACCUGCAGCAUGGCGGCCAACGGAGACACGAGCGGUCAGGACGACUGCGUCAGCAAAGAGAGGAGCUCGUCACGGUGACCUCCCGCCUCCGCCCCCUCCAACCCCCCGCCUGACUCCUUCUCCAGCUGCUUCAGGUUCCGUGUCUGAAUCCCAGAGUGACAGCCGUCUGGCUGCCUUUAGAGCCAAGAUGGCUGCCGCCGAGAAGCAAGGUGUAGAUAAAGCAGGAGGAUGGACACUUGCCACCAUUGUGCUUUAAACACCAUCACGAUUUUGUGUCUCUGAUGUGUGAAGACAAAUUCUAGCCAAUCAAAGACAGUUGUGGUUUGGGAGGCGGGUCUUUAAAACUCAGCUUCCUUCAGUGAGCUUGUGCUGAGACGGAGAGAACGAGACGUUUCCGAGGGUUUGUUCAAGAAUUCAAUCUGUCGACAAGUUCAGUCGUCAGAGGUUUAAACUUCUGCAGGUUAAAUCUCUGAAGUGGUUCUGAACGAGAUUAUCUGUGCACGUAAAACUUUAUUAAACUUAAACAGGAAACAGGUGAACGAUGACGUCACAGCAGCAAGUGCAAAUCAGAGAAUCUGCAGCUCAAGAAAACUCAAUUUGUUUCCUUCAAUAGGCCAAAACAUAGAUUUUAAAGGAGAUUUUAAAAACUUAAAUUGAUUUCACAAAAAUAUGUAUUUUUGCUUGUCCAGGUCACGUCAUUAAUUAAUUUCUGUAUCAGUUAUUGUUUGAUGCUGCAGGAAUGUAUUGAAAAACCUUUUUUCUCUAGUGGUUUUUCAAUCCGAUACUUGAAGUGUGACUGACGGGAGUUAAAUUCUACUCAUUGUGACAAAAACAACAUUUAAAAAGUUACAAAAAUAAUGAUUACAGUUAGUUUGAUGUUGAUCUGUCGUCUGAAGCUUCCUGUAAUAUUAUAACAUAAACACAAUCCUCGCCUCAUGGUUGAGAAGCAAAAUCACAUAGAAUCUACUUAAGUCAAUAAUAAAUCAUCUUUACAGAGAAAAAUUUAAAUGUUGGAAAAACAAAUGUGAAUUAAAAAAAAUUAAAGAAUAAAAUCGACUAGAGUCAAAAUGAUAAAGUCAUCAUAGUAGUUUCUACCUGUCAAGAUGGACAACAUGACGUCUCCUCAAAGUGAAGCCAAGCCUCUCAAUCGCCUCCUGGUGGCUGACUGCAGUACUGCUCAGAAACCUCUCCUCCAUGUUAGCAGAUGAGACCAAACUAGACAGUAGACAUUUAACAAUUUAGAACUACAUAUUGAAAAUUAUAAUUAUCAGCUCCUAUCUCACUGAUGUUUGCUGUGUUUCAGAUCAGUUUGGUAUUAAUUAGGUAUUUGUUGAUAUAAAAACAGGCUGAGACAUAGUGACUGACAGCUGAGACUGACUCCUGAUUGGUUAAGAGCGACUCUUUGUCUUUAGUAUGAAAUCUUCAAAUGUCCUUUCUUUUGUAAAACACGGAGACAUAAAGGUCAGACCUGGCGGCAGAACAGUUGAGGAAACUCAGAACACUGUAAGACGUGACGUCAUCAGCAGUCGGAACCAGAGGAGUCUUAACAUGAAAAAUGACGGAGGGAAUGGUUUGUGUUGCACGUGCAGCUGAUGUCGUUUCUGUGGCUUUAGACUAAAGUGCCUAUAAAGUUUGUUGUGUGUCUGUGUCUUUGCCUGAGUCUUGUUGAAGUGAAGGCAGUGACCUGCUGGGCUCACACGGUGCCUUCCUCCUGCGUCUGGGUGAAGCUCCGCUGGGAAGAGGUUCUACUGAGUGUGACGUCGAUGCUCGAAUCUCCUGAGCAGAGUAACUGUUGAUGUGAGGAUGAGACCCGGCUGUGAUCAAUAAACUCUUUUGUAAUGACUUGA
This is a messenger RNA of Platichthys flesus (European flounder), 3230 nucleotides long. It is a transcript of the gene jmjd6, whose product is annotated as jumonji domain containing 6, arginine demethylase and lysine hydroxylase. The transcript has 6 exons. The record is from RefSeq and is a predicted model, not a curated record. Gene Ontology annotation, cellular component: nucleus; cytoplasm. Gene Ontology annotation, molecular function: histone H4R3 demethylase activity; P-TEFb complex binding. Gene Ontology annotation, biological process: phagocytosis. NCBI's taxonomy places the organism in Eukaryota, Metazoa, Chordata, Actinopteri, Pleuronectiformes, Pleuronectidae. Bases 256 to 1461 code for a protein of 401 amino acids.